CUCCCUUCAUGCCACCACCACCGCCAGCAUGGCCGCCACCACGGGCACCUCGUCCUCGCCGCCGCAGCUCCCGGUCCACGGCGGCCUCCUGCUCCUGCUCCCUCUCCUGACCAUUACCUCCGCCGCGUCGUCGGCGCCGCUGCCCCUCCUCGCGCUGCUCUCCCUGAAGUCGUCCCUGCACGACCCGGCCGGCGCACUGCGCGCUUGGACGUACGCCGCUGCGGCGUCCGCGGGCGCCACGCGGUCGCUGGCGCCGCCGUGGUGCGCGUGGCCGGGCGUGUCCUGCGACCCGGCCACGGGGGACGUCGCCGGGCUCGACCUCUCCCGCCGCAACCUCUCCGGCACCGUCUCCGCCACCGCGGCCAGGCUGCUGGCCCGCACGCUGACGUCGCUCAACCUCAGCGCGAACGCGUUCGCGGGGGAGUUCCCGCCGUCGGUGUUCCUGCUCCGGCGGCUCCAGUCGCUCGACGUCAGCCACAACUUCUUCAACGGCACGUUCCCCGACGGCGUCGCCGGGCUCGGCGGCUCGCUCGCCGCGCUCGACGCCUACAGCAACUGCUUCGUCGGCUCACUGCCGCGCGGCCUCGGCGAGCUCCGCCGGCUGCAGAGUCUCAACCUCGGCGGCAGCUUCUUCAACGGGACCAUCCCAGCCGAGAUCGGCCAGCUCCGUUCGCUGCGGUUCCUGCACCUCGCCGGGAACGCGUUAACCGGUCGGCUCCCUUCGGAGCUCGGCGGCCUCGCGUCGCUCGAGCAGCUCGAGAUCGGAUACAAUGCAUACGACGGCCGCAUUCCCACGGAGCUCGGCAACCUGACGCAGCUCCAGUACCUCGACAUCGCGGUCGCCAACAUGUCCGGCCCGCUGCCACCGGAGCUCGGCAAGCUCGCGCGGCUCGAGAAGCUCUUCCUGUUCAAGAACCGGCUCGCCGGUGCCAUACCGCCGCAGUGGUCCCGCCUCCGCGCGCUGCAGGCCCUCGACCUGUCUGACAACCUGCUCGCCGGCACCAUCCCGGCAGGACUCGGGGAUCUUGGCAAUCUCACAAUGCUGAACCUCAUGAGCAACUUCCUUUCCGGUACAAUCCCGAAGGCGAUCGGCGCGCUGCCGAGCCUCGAGGUGCUGCAGCUCUGGAACAACUCGCUCACCGGACGGCUGCCGGAGUCGCUCGGCGCGAGCGGGCGGCUCGUCCGGGUGGACGUGUCGACCAACUCCCUGUCCGGCCCGAUUCCUUCCGGGAUGUGCAUCGGCAACCGUCUCGCCCGCCUCAUCCUCUUCGACAACCAGUUCGACUGGACCAUCCCAGCGAGCCUGGCCAACUGCUCGUCGCUCUGCCGAGUCCGGCUGGAAUCUAACCGCCUGUCUGGCGAGAUCCCGGUCGGGUUCGGCGCGAUCCGUAAUCUGACAUACCUGGACCUGAGCUCCAACUCACUCACCGGCGGCAUUCCUGCUGAUCUCGUGGCUUCUCCGAGCCUCGAGUACAUCAACAUCUCCGGCAACCCCGUCGGCGGCGCGCUCCCGAACGUGUCGUGGCAGGCGCCGAACCUGCAAGUGUUCGCAGCGAGCAAGUGCGCCCUGGGCGGCGAGGUCCCGGCGUUCCGCGCCGCGGGGUGUUCGAACCUGUACCGGCUGGAGCUGGCAGGGAACCAUCUCACUGGUGCCAUCCCUAGUGACAUCAGCACCUGCAAGCGGCUGGUGAGCUUGAGGCUGCAGCACAAUCAGCUCAGCGGCGAGAUCCCAGCAGAGCUCGCCGCCUUGCCGUCGAUCACUGAGAUCGACCUGUCCUGGAACGAGCUCAGCGGCGUCGUCCCGCCGGGCUUCGCUAACUGCACCACGUUGGAGACCUUCGACGUGUCCUUCAACCAUUUGGUGACCGCUGGCUCGCCGUCAGCGUCGUCACCAGGCGCCCGUGAGGGGACCGUUCGGCGCACCGCGGCAAUGUGGGUUUCUGCCGUGGCAGUGUCCUUGGCGGGGAUGGUGGCGCUCGUCGUCACCGCUCGCUGGCUGCAGUGGCGCGAGGACGGCACUGGCGCGCGGGGGGUUGGUAGCAGGGGCGGCGCAGGUGCACGCCCCAACGUGGUCGUCGGACCGUGGCGGAUGACCGCGUUCCAGAGGCUCGACUUCACCGCCGACGACGUGGCGCGGUGCGUUGAGGGGAGCGACGGCAUCAUUGGCGCCGGGUCAUCGGGGACGGUGUACCGCGCGAAGAUGCCGAACGGGGAGGUCAUCGCGGUGAAGAAGCUGUGGCAACCGUCGGCGCAGAAGGAGGGAGGAGCUCAGGCGCCGGAGGAGCCACCAAAGCGGAAGGACGAGGCAGACGCGGACGACGGCAACAGGAGCAUGCUCGCCGAGGUGGAGGUGCUGGGUCACCUCCGGCACCGCAACAUCGUCCGGCUGCUGGGGUGGUGCACCGACGGCGAGGCGACGCUGCUGCUCUACGAGUACAUGCCGAACGGCAGCCUGGACGAGCUCCUGCACGGCGCCGUGUGCAGGGGCAAGCAGGCGGGGCUGGACUGGGACGCGCGCCACCGGAUCGCCGUGGGCGUCGCGCAGGGCAUGAGCUACCUUCACCACGACUGCGUGCCGGCCGUGGCGCACCGCGACCUCAAGCCUAGCAACAUCCUGCUCGACGCAGACAUGGAGGCGCGCGUGGCGGACUUCGGCGUCGCCAAGGCGCUCCAGGGCGCCGCGCCCAUGUCCGUCGUCGCCGGCUCCUACGGCUACAUCGCACCAGAGUACACGUACACUCUCCAAGUAGACGAGAAAAGCGACGUGUACAGCUUCGGCGUGGUGCUGCUGGAGAUCCUGAUCGGCCGGAGGUCCGUGGAGGCGGAGUACGGCGAGGGAAGCAACAUCGUGGACUGGACGAGGCGUAAGGUCGCCGCCGGCAACGUGAUGGACGCGGCGGAGUGGGCGGACCAGCAGACCCGCGAGGCGGUGCGGGACGAGAUGGCGCUGGCGCUGCGGGUGGCUCUGCUCUGCACCAGCCGGUGCCCGCAGGAGCGGCCGUCGAUGAGGGACGUCGUGUCCAUGCUGCAGGAGGUCAGGCGCGGCCGGAAGAUACUAGCUCCUGGGAUGGCCAAGAAGCAGCCAAAGAUUAAUUAACAACCACCACGUGUGUUACGACUUGCGUGUAGGUGUAUUAUUGUACUACUACUCACUAUGAAAUCGUACUUACUUUGUCGUGUAGUCAUGUCAUGUAUAAUGUCUUACUAGAUCACUCAUCACUGUAUGAGUACAUUAAAGUUUCAAGACUUUCAGAGGUCAUAUUUCAAUGGUAGGCAGACCGAGUUGAAAUAUAUAUUCCAGUUUUCUU
Molecule: messenger RNA, 3308 nt
Organism: Zea mays
Lineage: Eukaryota; Viridiplantae; Streptophyta; Magnoliopsida; Poales; Poaceae
Product: putative leucine-rich repeat receptor-like protein kinase family protein
Exons: 2
Coding region: 29-3097 (1022 amino acids)
Biological process (GO): protein phosphorylation
Molecular function (GO): receptor serine/threonine kinase binding; protein kinase activity; ATP binding
Source: RefSeq, marked validated